This is a messenger RNA of Notothenia coriiceps (black rockcod), 3130 nucleotides long. Its product is annotated as neuroblast differentiation-associated protein AHNAK. Gene Ontology annotation, molecular function: protein binding. The record is from RefSeq and is a predicted model, not a curated record. Gene Ontology annotation, biological process: peripheral nervous system myelin maintenance; regulation of RNA splicing. Gene Ontology annotation, cellular component: cytoplasm; nucleus. The transcript is spliced from 4 exons. Lineage: Eukaryota; Metazoa; Chordata; Actinopteri; Perciformes; Nototheniidae. The annotation marks the transcript as partial.
AUGGAGAUCGUGGUGGAGACGGAGGCGGAGGCUGGAGCCAGCGGCUACAGUGUGACUGGUGGAGGACAGCGAGGGAUCUUUGUGAAAGAUGUCCUCAGAGACUCACCAGCUGCUAAACAUCUCAGUCUCCAGGAAGGGGACCAGCUGCUGAGUGCCAAGGUCUACUUUGACAACGUGAAGUAUGAAGACGCUCUGAAGAUCCUUCAGUGCGCCGAGCCAUAUAAGGUCAGCUUCCAGCUGAAGAGGAUCAUCCCUGGAUUAGAGAUCUGCGUACGGCCUCGUGUUCCCAUUGUGGAGGUCAAAGGUCCCAAAGCCAAGGUGGCCAAAAUGAGUGUGAAGGGCAGCAAGCAGUUCAAGGCCAAGAAGAUGAGGGGUGGGCGUUUUGGUCUGAAGAGGCUGAAGGAGAAGCGCAGAGAGGAGCUGGUGAUCGAGGGACAGCCUACAACGCUGGAGAUGAGUGACGUAGACGUGGAGUUUUCUCUCCCAAAGUUCAAACCGAGGAAGAGCACUAAGGCUGAAGCAGAAGGAGCCGAGGGAGCAGCAGCUGAGGGGAAGGCCAAGAGGAGGAUCAGGUUUCCCCACAUGAAAACAAAGGUUCUCACAGGGGACAUCACAGGAGGUAAAGUGGAAACAGAACAUCUCCAGGGAGAGGUGAACAUCUCUCCACCUGAGAUACCUGGAGCUAAAGUGAAAACCAAAGUAAAAGGACACAAGUUUGGAAUCAACUUCCCUAAGAGCAAACACACAAAGUCAGGCUCAGCAUUGGAGACUGGAUCUGUGGAGCUGAAGCCCCCUGGGGUGAACAUCCAGCCACUGUCAGUGGAGUUUAGUUUGUCUGGAGAUAAAAACAUAGACAUGGAGAUGGGAGGAGUUAAGCUUAAUACGCCUGAUGUGGAGUUUGCACUACCUUCCGGAAAAGCUGAGGCAUCUUUGCCCGCUGUGAAGGGAGAGGCUAAAAUCAAAGCUCCUAAGAUCAACAUCAAAGGAGGCUCUGAUGCAGAGGCUACAAGUGGUCAAAUGAAUGUAGACUCAGGCAACGGAGAUGCAAAGCUAAGAAUGCCAAAGUUGAAACUGCCAAAAGUUAGACUCUCACGCCAUUCGGAUGAGAUAGAUGGUGAGAUUAAGGUGAAAGCCAAAGGUAUGAAUGUGCCUCAAACUGACAUUACACUUCCAAAAGUAGAACUCAAAGGAGGUGGUAAGAUCAAUCUCCCUGAGGCAAAUAUUUCAAAAUCAAAGAUGGAAGUUGAUCUCUCUGGAAACGCUGCAUCUGUUGAAAUGCCUUCUCUUGAUAUUUCUUUACCACACGUGAAGGGAAAGUCUGACAUGAAGAUUUCACUCCCAAAGUACGAAGGAGCUGGGAAGACAGCAAUCAAAAUGCCUGCCAUGGACAUCUCUGGGCCUGAAGUAGAUUUGGAAUUUGACACUGGAUGCAGAAUUCCUGAUGAGGUAGAGGGCACUUUCACAGGGCCCAAAAUCUCCAGGCCAAAGGUUGACAUCUCAUUACCAAAGAUGGGUCCAUCAAAUGUGAACAUUGAAAGUCCAGAAGGUGGAGGACAAUUAGGUCUACCUUCUGUUGACAUCGCUCUCCCAAAGGUGGAAGCAGAGGGGGACGAUGUAGAUAUGCAUUACUUUGUUGGUGGAGAUGGGAAGUUCAAAAUGCCUGAGUUUGACAUAUCUCUUCCAAAGAUGAAGUCACCAGAAGGAGAAGUACAUUUUAAAGGAGAAGGCUUUAAGUUACCCAUGGUAGAUCUGAUACUUCCUGAAGGCAAAACUGGAACAACUGAUGUUGGAGGAGGAGGAGCAUUUCAGUUACCAACGUUUGACAUCUCCAUCCCUAAAAUGAAGACAGGUGAGGUGGACAUCGAAGGCCCUGAAAUAAAAGGUGGGAAGAUCAAAAUGCCCACUGUUGAUAUCUCUGUUCCCAAGGGAACCGUAGAGGAGCAUUUGAACAUUGGGAUCAGUGAAUUCAAAGGUGGUAAAUUCAAUAUGCCCUCUGUAGACAUUUCUCUCCCAAAAGUGGAGGUACCUGAAGGAGACUUGAACCUAGAAUGCCCCAAACUUCCUAAUGUUGACUAUUCCCUCCCCACGGCAAACUUGGGGGGCAACAUGGAGUUAGAGAGCAGUGUUGGUAGUGGAGCCAAGUUCAAGCUGCCAACUUUUGAAAAAACACUCCCAAAGAUGAAAUACAAGGAAGGAAAGGUUAAUAUUCAAGGACCUGAUAUUAAAGGAGGAACAAAGUUCAACACGCCUUCUUUAGAUGUGUCACUACCAAAGAUUAAGAUGCCUGAGGGAAAUAUUGGACUUGAGGGACACUCCGUUGAUAUCUCUCUUCCAAAGGGGAAAGUUGAGGUUUCUCUCCCUACAAUUAAAUCAAAGAAAGGUGACAUCAAAAUCAAGGGAUCAGACAACAAGGCUGGGGAAAUGAAGAUGCCAACUAUUGAGAUUUCAACCCCACCAGGAACAUCACAAAGCAAAUUCACUGCUGAGGGUGAAGGAAGAGGUGGUGAAUUAAGCUUGCGAUCUGCAGACAUCGCUCUUCCUGCAAUAAAGAUCCCUGAAGGAGAUGUGAAUUUACAAGGGCCAAAAGUCAAGGGUAGGACAUUUCAAAUGCCAAAAAUCAACUUCUCGUUUCCCAAAGGAAAAGCAAAGGGAGAUAUCGACAUUGAUGUUCACUCUGGAAAAGAUGGGAAUUUUGAAAUACCAUCCUAUGAUAUUGGACUACCUAAAGGAAAAGUCAAAGGCUCUAAGCUUAAGGGAGGAAAAAUCAACAUGCCAGACAUUGACUUGUCUCUCCCCAAAGGCAAGGCUGACCUCAGUAUUGAGGGUCCUGAGGCAAAAGGAAGAAAACUCAAAACACCUACAUUUGAUGUUUCACUUCUGAAAAUGAAGCUGCCAGAGGGCAAUGUCGAAAUUCCCAAGGUUGAUAUUUCACUCCCAAAAGGAAAAAUAGCGGGAGAUGUAGAUAUGCAAGGACCUGAAAUUAAAGGUGACAUGUCCCUCCCUAAGAUGAAGUCUCCAGAGGUAGAUAUCAGCCUUGAGGGUCCUGAUGUUAGAGGAGGAAAGUUUAACUUGCCAACUGUUGACAUUUCACUCCCUAAAGGAAACCUUGGGGGGGACCUUGAUGUGGAGG